Molecule: messenger RNA, 3499 nt
Organism: Monopterus albus (swamp eel)
Lineage: Eukaryota; Metazoa; Chordata; Actinopteri; Synbranchiformes; Synbranchidae
Product: proline-rich nuclear receptor coactivator 2-like
Exons: 2
Coding region: 337-1119 (260 amino acids)
Source: RefSeq, a predicted model, not a curated record
UGUGGCGACCAUAACGUUUGUGCUACUUCUCCUUUGAUAAAAUAACGCGGACGCUCCAUCACGGGAUAAGACAUCCGUCGAUUAUUAGUAGUAUAACUACUUAAAAAAAAAAAAAAAAACACCAGUUCAGGUUCAUAGAAAACUUCCACGGCGACAGUACAACACAGUGUUUGUUAAGCAGUUAGUUCUGCGUGACGGCAACUUGGAUUGAAAACAGAGUAUUGUCCACUCAGUUGGCUAACUGUUAGCUAGCUGUUAGCUUGUGACGUUGUUAGCAAAACAACUUAGCUGCCGAGGAAUUUAACAGCCUGUUUAUGUUCUCGCCACUUUUGAGAAAUGCUGAACGGAUCGCCGGCUCGCAGCGAUGAAACCAACAUCGGUAACGUCGAAAACAACAACCCGGUAACGUUGAUUUCCGGUAGCGAUGGGCUGAACACGGGAAACAAAACGAGGCAGGCGCUGCUGAAGAAAGGAGGGAGGAAGCUGAGGUCGACGGCGCCGCUGCACCAGAAACCCCCGAGAAACUGCCCCAACAUCCUCCUCUUCGACCACAACAACAACACUCUGACUGCUCCAUCUACUAAUCAACUCUCAGCCGAGCCCGGUCUGACCCUCUAUCAGCUCAGACCUGGAGCCAAGAAUGAGCUGCUGACAUCCAAAGGAGACUGUUUGGAGCGAGGAGCCACUCAGCCAGGAGGCCAGACUGCUCACAGUCUGCCCAGGCAUGAUCCCAUCACCCAGAGUGGAAACACCCAGAGCCACAACAAGCAGGGUCGAACCCCGGGUGUUUGUCCCGCCACAAAGAAGAAAGAUAACAGCAGCCCAAAUAAGGCCCCCUCUCUGCAGCAGCCUCCACCCAGAGAGUGGAAAAAACCUCUGCACACCUCCAACAACAUGAAGGCCCCAAAUGCACCACCAACUGAAACUGCUCCCGAAUACAUCAAAGAUGGCGAGAAGGUCUACGCUGGAGCAAGGUUCAGUGAGCCACCCUCACCAAGUGUCUUACCCAAACCGCCCAGCCACUGGGUUGGAGACCAGGAGCCUCCAAAGAGUAACCAAAGCCGAGAGCAAAUGACUGUUCAUUUAAAGUCACUGCUGAAGGUUCAACACGCAUCAUGACCGCAGUCUGGCAUCUCAUUGUGGAGCAGACCUGUCUGAUAUCUGAUUAAUAACAAACACCGACCAUUGGAAAAUUGAUAAUGAGGUAAAUGGAGUUUGGCCAUUAACACACUGCAGUACAAUGUAGGGAGUUUUUAGCUAGUGUAGUACCGUGACCCAUAGACCAACACGCUGCCUGCAUGUGUGAACAGUUUGGAGAUGUUGUGUUGUUGCUGGAGACCUGACUGACGAGCUGUGAGAGGAGUUUAUCAAAGACUUCCUGCCUUUUUGUCAGCAGAGAAAAGAAAAUGUUGUGAUUGUAUUUCAGAGUGAACGCUUGUUUUUAUGAAGUGAAUGUCAUAGUGAGGCAGCAACAGGAGCCCUGGCUCAUGUUCACAUGAUGCAAAGCAAUGACUUUUCUUUCACUCUUCCUGUGAGCACUUCUUAAGCAGCAGCCUUGUGAUGAAUCACCUUUUAAAGAGCUUGUGUUAAUGUACAUAAUAUAUUGUAAACAUAUAUUUGUGUAUAUUUUUCCCUGUUUUAACUGAGAUUCUAGUUUUGUUACUGAGGUUUUUCAGUCCCCCUGCCAACUACGGCACUUUGUGGCAGCUCCUUCAGUGUGAGGCACAGUGGACGUAAGAAGGACUUUUCUUACUGAUUUGCACUGAAAACUAAAAUCAGGAAGGGCAGGAAAUGUAACUGUGACCCAGCGCUUGACCAGCCACUUUGAUGAAUUCACCAGCCAGCUUAGAGCAAUGCCGAGGACUUCCAGAUCUUGGCUGGUUACCUUUCAAAAUGACAGUGGACAAACGGAGAAGCCACACUCAGAGUUUACAGCUGCUGGCAGGAGGUUUUCCCCCUCCCUGAACACAGGUCCAGCCAGAGGAAAGCUAAGGUCAGAUCAGGGACUGAGAAGCUGAUGAGGCUGCUGAAGCCUGAAGAGAAGACGUGGGGAGUCUCACAACCGGCUGCUGCACAAAGCCAGCAUCCAGCCUCCAGACCAAGUGCUUGUUCUUUUCCAGCUUCAUUGCACUGACUGACAGUAUUUCCACAUGAAGCCGGCUUCAUUCUGUGUCCACACUAAACAGCAGUGUUUUCUCCCCAACAAAGGAGGUUUUACCAAACAGUAGGUUUGAGGAGGUAAAUCCUGAAACCCUGGCUUGGCGUUGUAGUGAGGGUCCAGGGCUGCUUUAAAGGCAGAGGCAUUAAAGUGAAAGACAAACUGCCUUAAGUUGUCUCAGAUUUUCUGUGAUCACUCAUUUUAAAAGCCAGUGUAGCUGAUCACACACAGCUGUUCCUCACCUGUACUGGUGUCAGUCAGUAGAUGUCAUCAGCUAAACGGUACCUCCACAGACCUGCCCUGUUACCGCUGAUUAAAAGUUUGGCCUUUGACCUAGUACAAACGCCAAAGAUUUGGUGUUUCCCGCUUUUAAAAAGUGAGGAUUUUCAGCUUUUGUUUUCAGUUUAGUCUCAUUGUAAACUGGGGGUGCGUAGGUUUUGGACUACUGCUCAGACAAAACAGGACACUUCAGUCUGGCACUUUCACAUCUUGGAAAUUAUGAUUUUGAUAUUUUAUGGGAUGAUAUGAAGCAGUCAGUUCAUCAGUAAUAAUAAACAUAGAAGAGUGGUUUGGGGAGCAGAGCAUUGUAGCAGCCUUCGAACCGCUGCCCGGUUAAAAGGGAGAAUUGACUGGUCCCGAUCAGAUCAGCCUGUUUUAGUCACUCCGUUAUCUGGCAGCAGAAGCAGGUAUGUAAAUGUGAAUUUGGCUGUUAAACAGCUGGGACUCUGCAGUGUGACUCAUUCUGCACAGAUGUUGCUGUAAAGACAGUUUGGUUGUUUGCUAAAUGAAAAGACAACAAAGGAGAAGAGAUUAAGCUGUUUGCUUCUUGUUCUGGUGUUUCAGUGUGGACCAAGCUCUUUAUCAAAACAACACAAAACCGUGUAGAAACGGCUUUUUUAAAACAUGUGAACUGUUUUAAAACCACCUGGCUUCAUGUGGACGCAGUCUGUAUUAUUUUUUUAUGUCAUUUUUUCAUUUCAUAUAGCUUUUCUUUUUUCUCUGACACACUUUAAAGCCUGUUCAUGUUUACCAGGACAGCAGUCUGUGCUCAGUUUGACAGAUGAUGGUGGUUAUUUUACCACGUGGUUGUUUUUUUUAUUGUUUCUGUGGAUGCAGGCAGCUGCUGGAUCUUGUUUCUUGACCUCUGUGAUGUCACAUAAAUGGAAAACGGUAUUACUGUAGCGAAAACUGCCCAUUUUAUUGCAGUGUUUUAAACUGAUCUCAUUCCAGUUAAAUCGCCGAGUCACAAUUUGGAAAUAAAGUGUAUUUUAUGAAGCCUUUCAUAUCUAAAUUAAAAUUCAAAUAAAAAAUUGGAUACCCCGUUACCUACUGCUUCUCUGU